This is a messenger RNA of Phlebotomus papatasi, 1753 nucleotides long. RefSeq lists its product as uncharacterized. Lineage: Eukaryota; Metazoa; Arthropoda; Insecta; Diptera; Psychodidae. The record is from RefSeq and is a predicted model, not a curated record. Bases 226 to 1752 code for a protein of 508 amino acids. The transcript is spliced from 4 exons.
UUUGGCAUAUGUUUGCAAAUAUUUUCAAUUUUGCAAACUUUUGCGAAAUUUUGCCAUUCCGAUGCAAAAUUUUGCGAACUUUUGCCUUCAGGAUGUUUCGGUGGGAAUGGGUACAGCGCCGCCAUAUUGAGUUUUUUCUUGACAGUCAUGGUGAUGGCGUUCUGAAGCAGGUUGCAUCGUUUUGUCAAUUUUGUUAAAAUUUAAUUGAAUUUCGCAAGAAAAUCAAUGCAAGAAGGAGAAAAAGAAAAGCUUUAUACUUUGUGCUGCGAGUUUGGUGUUACUGAGUUAUUUGAAGGACUUGUGGAGAAGCAAGUCACGGUGACUCGUCUGAGAGAGGCUGAUGAGAAUGAUAUCGAGGUGCUACUCCCCGCACAUGGAGCGAGAAUAACUUUCAAAAAGAGGUGGAAGGACUGGAUAGCCGGCGCAGCUUCUGUUGCAGAAGAUUUCCUUUUGGAACAAAGGAGAGCUGCGAGGCCUUCAACGUGGACUCCAAUCCACGUUGAAGAUAUUCUUGAAUGUGCCGAAGGAUCCCGCGUAAAGAAAUACUAUUCUCAAAAAGGUUCCCUAGAUGAUCGUCACCGCGACAUACUUAUAAGGAUUAUAAUUCAAUAUGCCAGAGAUCACAACGUGGAGCUCACAUGCAAGAUCAUGAAAACAGUUUCAAUGGAAAUAGAGGAUAUUUUCCCUAAUGAGAAAAAGGUAAGUGCAGAAAUUAAUGCAGAUCUCACAAGAUUUAACCAUGCUUUGUGUCAGGAGCGCUACUAUCAACCGAAAGGCCACACAAGAAAAUCCUAUGGAGGACUUCUCUAUUGCAAAUUCUCUAACUGGAAGCGAGCACAAAAGAGAAAGAGGACCGGAGAUAAUUCUACUCAGCGCAUGGUUGAAGAUCUGCAAAAUUUAGAAGAGGAAAGUGGUGAGGAUCUUUGUAGUCUGAAGGAGAUUUUAAAGACAGCUGUUUCUGAAGAAAUUUUCUCUGAAAAUACUUUGGACUUUUGGGACAAGACAUUCCCUCUGAGACAACAUGAUUUGUGCAAUGGUGCUCUUGAUGACAUUGUAAACGAGUGGCCACUUUACGCCCACAAAAAUGGGAAAUUUCUGAUCGCUGGAGAUUUUGAUAAACUAUAUCCUGAAAGUCAAUCUUUACACAAUAAGUGGGAAACAUUUUUCGAUCAAAUUGCUCCAAUUUUGAAGAGAUUCAUAAAAGAUCCUACCUCAAAGAAAGCGUUGCGAGAUAUUCUUGAUUAUGGAACAGAUGAUGCUAAUUCCAAACAGAAUGCUCUGUUUUUGCUCCUGCAUGCGGUUUUGAAGCCCCACGUUGUGUUUCACAAGAAAUUACAAAUGAAGACUAUGAGAUCAAAACCGACUAUAGCUGAUUCUCAAUCGUGCAUGCUGAUAGACCUACAGGAAAACAACGAAGAUCUGGAAAACCAUCUGAAAAUGCGUCAAAAGGCAUUGGACGACACCAACAGGACAUUUCAUCCCAUAAUUUACCGACUGGAACCUUCGUCGUACCGGGUAUAUUGUAUGAGGUAUUUGAAUUUCGAAGUUGAUACCCUCGAACAGGCUGUUGAUCUUGCCUUCAAGGCGUAUCACGUUAUGCAUAAAGGUCAAUAUGCAUUGGAAUGUGAGGAUGUAUGGUAUUUUAUCCGAAUUUAUUUCUAUGGCCUUGAACUUGAGACUGACAAAGAAAAAUUUGCUGGACGUAUUAAUGAUUUUCUUCAAGAUGUGAAUAAUAGUAUCGACAACAGUUAAA